AUGAGCGACAGACAAUUGUCGCAGGGAACCUCCAACACGAAACGCCGCCGCGUUACGCGAGCUUGUGACUUUUGCCAUCGAAGAAGCAUCGGCUGCCGACCAAGCGACUCCAGCAGGACCUGUCAAAACUGCAAAGACUUUGGGCACCAAUGCACGUAUCAUCGAGAGCCACGGCGCAGAGGAGUGCAGCCCCGCGCUUCCAGCCGUAUGUCAAGCAGCAAUGCCAUUAAUACUGAGAGGAACCAACAGGCAAUAGACAGUAGAAAUGAUAGCUGGAGAGCACCAAGGGUGGCAAGUCAAGCGGUCAUUGUUGACUUGAUCGACGUCUACUUUGAGAUUGUCUAUCCGAUAUUCCCAAUCUUUCAUCAACCGUCCUUCACCAGACGUAUAUCGCGCGCAGAGUACAUGCAUGAUAGAGCGCUGUUUAUAGUAGUCAUGGCCAUGUGCGCGUUGGUAAGCCGUCGUAUUAGAGACGGCGCUGUAAGCAAUCCUCAAUGGGACUUGCUGAGCCUGCAAGCAGUCGAUACCAGCACAUUCAUGGCGCAUGCUACGGCGGAACUGGCUAGCCAGAAACCAGCAUCGGAUUUGAACACAUUGCGAGCCCAUGCUAUCCUGGCUAUUACUUCCAUUCAAACCGGUAACAUCAAAGAUAUGCAUUUCCACCUGGGGCUAUAUCAUACGCUGGUCGCCAUGGACAUGCUGCAUGAUGAGUCGAAUUGGCCGAAAGGUAUCAAUGCUAUUGAACGGGAAGAGAGAAGGCGACUGUUUUGGUCAAUCUAUACUCUGGAUAUUUAUACCUCAGUCGUCUGGGGCGGCAUUGUUCGGUGCCAUGAAAGACAGUCCAGAGUCGCAUAUCCAAUGGAAAUCGACGACGAGUCGCUCACUGACGAAACCGCAGACCAAAAGAUUCUUGUCCGAGAGGUAUUCAGUCCUACAGCUUUGCGUCGUCACGAUAACACCGGGAUUUCUGUUGACUGCUGGGUUUCUGGGUGGAAUUUCGUCACUGACCUGUACCGAGUGCUGGAGCAUGCUUUGGCGCGGUUCCACAGGAGCAGGAAUAAGGCCAAUUAUGCGGGACAAGGCUCUCUGCCCAAUAAUAUAUUUUUGGAUGAGAGCUGUAUGAUCCCUGAGGCAUCCGUUGCAGACUUGGUCCUUCAGUUGUAUCUUGACCUGCCCAGUUGCUACAAAGAAACGCCAGACAUGUCCUUUCACAACACGAGACGAGAUCGGAUUGCCUUCCAAGCCGCCAAUAUUACUGCUACACUUCAAUUAGUACGGAUAGUGCUCCUAGCAACGAGCCGGGGCACUGUUGCGGCGAGGUGUCAGAUAGCUCGAGAAGUCUUGGACAGCUUUGCAUCUAUUCCUGUGACGUAUUUGCUGGCCAUCAGCACACCGCUGCUGCACCACCUUGGCGGGAUUGGGUCGAUCCUGGGCUCUGUGUUGGACGAACCAUGCACCGGGUCGGAGUACAGGCUGGUACAGUCCAUCAUGCUGUCCAUGGCAGAAUUGUUGGAGAACUUGCAACCCAUUCAGCAGGGUUCCGGUGCCAGCCAGAGUCUAAGAGAAAAAGCAUCACAAAUUACGGCUCUUAUUCAAUCACACGGGCAUCUAAGAGAAGCAGACAGCAGUGCAAACGAGCAACAGUCUGGAGACUCGGUAUGGCCGGCUGGAACACAAGGUAAAGGUCAGUUUGACACCACCAGAGAGGAUCCGUUAGCGCAGGUUCAGCUCGACUUGCUCAAUCCGCUGGCAUGGAACUUUGAUUUUGGACAAUAUUGGAAUUAG
Messenger RNA from [Torrubiella] hemipterigena, 1785 nucleotides. Lineage: Eukaryota; Fungi; Ascomycota; Sordariomycetes; Hypocreales; Clavicipitaceae. The record is from the annotation of a GenBank genome assembly.